GUGCAAUUCUGUACAGUCAGCGAAAUCCGUCUGGUUUUUAAGAGCCGCGCGUUAAGCGAUUCAACCGAAGGAAACUACAUCAAACCGUGCCGUGUGCUUGCCUAAAGCGGCCGUCCAAACUAGCACCGUUGUAGGUUUCGCUAGUUUGCAGAACACAAUGCCCUUCACACCUGAAAGGACACGGUGGACUCAGUAUACUCGGGCGGCCUUGUCGACGUGAUCGCACUUGGAUUCGCAGUCAAACAUGGGCGUUGCUGUGUCUAGCCAGUCGGCAUUGGCGCCGAUCUCGUUCGCCAGCACGAUCACGGGCUUCAUCUCGUUCGCAUUCACGCUUGCGACGGUCAUCCGGGUCUUCUGGGACAGCAUGUGUGUAUCGCCUUCUGUCUGCGCCUGGGCGUCGUCCCCCACGCCGCAGCGCGCAAAAAGUGACUGACACGAAGGAUCUAGCGCGACGUUCUUCGGGGCGGCGACGGAGAUUGAUGACAUGCUCACAAAUCUUCGGCAGGCGCUUUACGAGGAGAGGGCGAACCUGCGCAGGGCACGGCAGCAAGUCAAAAGGCGAAGACGGUCGGCCGCGGCGAAAGGAGAGGGGCUCGGCGGUCGGCGGGAGGGGUUGACUCCCGAUGACGCCUUGGGUGCCAUGUCCAACGCCGUGAAAGACAUGAUCAGGGCCUUCAAGCAGGUCGAGAAGCCGUUUCUGGUGGAUGGGUUGGACGAGCCGCGCAGACGGAGAGGCGACAGAGAAAGCUGGGCGGACGACGCAGCUGGGUACAGCAGCGGCGGGAUCGGAGAAGACGAACACGCGGACUAUCUCUACGCGCGGAGUCGGUACAGGAAGUGCACGAUCAAACAGCGCUUCUUGUGGCUGCGAUACAAAAGCAAGGCUCUUGGACUGCUGGAUGCAAUCAUGAGGAUUGAGGUGCGGCGGAUCGGCUUUCAAACGUCACAUAUUAGCGUUCAGCUGCGGCAGAUGGGCCAAACGUUGGAUGAUUUCGAUGACCGGAUGGAGGCCAUCGACCGGAUAGAAAAUCGACUAAGCCGCAUCGUUGGUGUUCGAAGGAUUGAUUAAAGCGAGAUAAAUACAAUUGCGGUUGAUUAUUUGUCGUCUCCCAGUCUUCGAGGCUCUGUGCCUGAUCUGAAUUAUGGUAACGUUUGUUGGCCAUCACGUCAUAUCACCGGUACAUAGUACAAAUCCUUUGGUUCGCCGCUAUAAAAGAAACGAAAGAGAAAAUACCACCUGCGAUAAUCCCGCUCGCACUGUGUAGAUUCUGCGGCGCAAUCUACUAAUACAAUCACGCGAUACGGAGCAGUUUUAGAUCAUGAUUUUUCAUUGCGAUUCGAAGGCUGGUGUGGCGACAAUUAUCCGACAUUGCCUGAACCUUUUUUUUGUAGCGUCUCCUCUUGUAUGAUGGCUCAACAUUCUGAAAACGUCGGAAGGACCGGACUGCUUCAUUUUGACUAUAAUGUAACCAUGUCGGAGUUCCAUCACGGUUUUCUUGUAUAACUUAAGCUGAUCUCUUAAUUUUUAUGUAAGAUCAAUUAGGAGGCGUAGAUAAAAAGCAGAC
This is a messenger RNA of Verruconis gallopava, 1565 nucleotides long. RefSeq lists its product as hypothetical. The transcript is spliced from 2 exons. NCBI's taxonomy places the organism in Eukaryota, Fungi, Ascomycota, Dothideomycetes, Venturiales, Sympoventuriaceae. The coding region runs from base 485 to 1069 and encodes 194 amino acids. The record is from RefSeq and is a predicted model, not a curated record.